Molecule: messenger RNA, 1211 nt
Organism: Mycetomoellerius zeteki
Lineage: Eukaryota; Metazoa; Arthropoda; Insecta; Hymenoptera; Formicidae
Product: ATP synthase subunit s-like protein
Exons: 1
Coding region: 111-920 (269 amino acids)
Source: RefSeq, a predicted model, not a curated record
CAAACUCAGAAUCAGCUGCUCAAUCAAGUCAGAUUAGGUUAUAAUACAGCACGCGUGCAUCGUUUUCAGAUCGAAAGUUUACUUUGAAUUAAUUCAGACUUUAACUGAUAAUGCUAGCGAGGCAACUGGCAUUCACACGCGGUAAACAACUGUGCAAGUAUUCACGCUUCCCGGAUGACGUACUCGCUCAGGUAGCACGUAGUUACAGCGUGGAGCAUGAGAAACGACUGCACGAAUGGCGAGAGAAUGAGUUGAAUUCGGUGAUACCCCGACCCGAAGAUGACCCGGAGAAGCCCAAGAAGUUCUUCUGGUUUCCCACGGGCGCUCUCAAAGAAACCGACUUCUCCUUCGGUAAUAUCUCAAAGUGGUUCAAGCACAAUAAGGCUGAAUAUGUCAAAUUCAAUCAGUCGUUCAAUCCGAUGAGGCACGAGAUAUUAGGCGCCGAUCUAGCCACCGCUCAUUUCCUCGUCCAUCGCGGCGGCCUGGUCAGAUUCAAGGGCAACACUUGCUGGAUGGAACGGAACAAGGAGGGCUUAUACGAAUUACCCUGCAGUUACGAUCCAAGCUACAUCCUUGAGGCGGUGGACGUCAAUGGGUUUGAUCUGCAUUACGAAGGCCUAAGUAACUUAUGCGGCCUCAGGAAGCUCAAGUGGCUCAGUCUCAAGGACUGUAAAAACAUCGACGAUUGGGGCUUGGACAAGAUCUCGGCUGAGUUCCCUGAACUGGAAUAUCUGGACAUCUCCGGCUGCAAGAAGAUCACUGAAAGAGGCCUGGAAUCUCUGUACAGAAUGAUGAAUUUGAAGGAACUGAUUGUAACGAAUUGUAAUAAGUCUGUCGCUUUUGAACUAGCUUGCUUCAUGUUGGAGGAUUGCACACCAGGAUUGACUUGUGAAAUUCUUAUGGGAAAAAAUCAAGAUUAAUGCCGAAUAAAAGAUUUGAAUCAUAAUAUAGCUUGUAACUGUAAGAAAAGAUCUUUAUCUUUAUUUAUACAGUAUUUAAUUAUUUUUUGCAUAAUCUUAAGGAGCUAUAAAUUAUAGCGAAUUCAGUCUCAUGGAUUACACUAAAUUGUUGCAUACUAAAAGCUGCUGUACAUGAAAUUAUAGCAAAGUUAGAUAUAAAGAUUUAUAAAUAUUUUGGACAAUUAAAUAUCGUCACAUUAUUUAGUGAAAUUUACAUGUAUCAUUUCAUUGUUAAAACUGAUUAGAUUAUAC